Oryza sativa Japonica Group (Japanese rice) is the source of this 1005-nucleotide messenger RNA. The record is from RefSeq and is a predicted model, not a curated record. Lineage: Eukaryota; Viridiplantae; Streptophyta; Magnoliopsida; Poales; Poaceae.
ACUAUAAAAAGGCCUCCCCUAUCGAUCCAAAGUCGCACAUAAGACCAUAGAAUAACUAGGAAUUAUUAGUGUUCCCCCUUUCUUCUUCUUCUUUCUUCCUAGCUAGAAUCCAUGGCUUCAUCAAUGGAGGACAACCAUUCCAACUCCUCACAGUCCUUAUGGCGGCUUAGUCUCUUCUACCCUUAUCUUGAAAGCGUCAUAGCGGAUGUGCAGUCCAGCGUCCUAGUAGACCCUGUCUACAUAUGCGUAGAGUGCAGCGAGGUGCACAGAAACCAGCAGACCAUGGCUGCACAUUGCAGGUCUCACAUCCGUUCAGAUGGCAUGGAGAAGGGCACUGUCAGGCACAUCAAGUACAACCCUGACCAUACCUUCUCCCUGCUGUGCCAUCAAUCGUCGAACAAGAUCUACUACCAGGUGACAGUCCCAAAUUAUCCCAAUAACCCUAACUCUUCUGAGAUAGGAGUAGUUUGGGCGUCAGAUAUACUGAAGAAAUGCGUAGAUCUUGGCUAUCUUCAGCACCCAGCAUCAGUCAAUGCCAGUAGCGCUGUUUUUGUUCCAGCUGCUACACCAACAGCGCUUGAUCUGACACUUAGGUUGGGUCCUAGAUCUACUGCUGGUAGCACGAAUCGGCAGAUCGUAGAAGCCCUUUUUGCUGGGUCUGGAGGUUCAGCGUGACUGCUGCGAAGAUCGGCGAUGAGCGCAAAUGAAUGGAGGAGUUAAUUAAAUGCAUGGUUGGAUCUGCCAUUGGAUUAGUUGGAGGCUGAGAUAAGAGAUUCAGAACUGAUAAUUUAGGUUCUGAUGAGCUGAGUGCGUGCGUCUAUGUUUUUUUUUCCCCAUUAGUUAUUUGUUAGCAACGUUUCUAGUUCAGUUUUGAAUGUGGUAAAAGUUCGAAGUAUCAAUCAUCUGUAUCUCUGUGCUCGAUCUGAAAGGGAAAAAAAUAUCAGUUGCUUCAAUGUUAAUCAUUCAAGUGCAUCAGUGAUCUAUAAAUUAAUUUAAUUUGGUCCA